AUGCUAAGAUUGAUUCUUACUGGUUUCUGCGUUCAGGUUGUUGGGACCCUCUUUACACACCAUCAGAAAUGUGUGCUAGUGGAUACACAAGCAUAUGGAAAUAACCGAAAGAUAACUGCAUUUUUGGGGGGUCUUGAUCUUUGCGAUGGUCGCUAUGAUACUCCUGAGCACAGACUGUUUCGCGAUCUUGACACUGUAUUUGAUAAUGAUUUUCAUAACCCUACAUUCCCUGCAGGAACUAAAGGUCCAAGACAACCAUGGCAUGAUUGGCACUGCAGAAUUGAAGGUCCUGCUGCAUAUGAUGUCCUUAAAAAUUUUGAGCAGCGUUGGAGAAAAGCAACAAAAUGGUCAGAGUUUGGCGGGCGUUUCAAAAGGAUAUCUCAUUGGCAUGAUGAUGCUUUGAUAGAGAUCGAACGUAUCUCAUGGAUACUUAGUCCUUCUCCAAAUGUUUCUUCUGAUGAUCCUAUCCUUUGGGUCUCCAAUGAAUGGCAUCCUGAAACUUGGCAUGCUCAGGUUUUCCGAUCAAUUGACUCUGGAUCCGUAAAAGGAUUUCCUAAAUCGGUUCAUGAUGCUGAGGCUCAGAACUUUGUCUGUGAAAAAAAUUUGAAGAUCGAUAGGAGCAUUCAAACAGGAUACAUCCAGGCAAUUAGAUCUGCCCAACACUUCAUAUAUAUUGAAAAUCAAUAUUUUCUUGGAUCAUCCUAUGCAUGGCCAUCUAACAAAACUGCAGGUGCUAAUAAUUUAAUCCCAAUGGAGUUGGCACUAAAGAUUGCUAGCAAAAUUAAAGUUAAAGAGAGAUUUGCAGUGUAUAUUCUCAUACCAAUGUGGCCUGAGGGUGUUCCUAGUUCUGCUUCUGUGCAAGAGAUUCUGUUUUGGCAGAGCCAAACAAUGCAAAUGAUGUAUGAAAUUAUUGCACAGCAGCUACAAGACAUGCAUCUUGAGAACUCUCACCCUCAAGACUACCUGAAUUUCUAUUGUCUUGGUAAUCAGGAACCUGAUGGAACUUCACGGCCAAGUAGCCAACCAUCUACUAAUGGUGAUGCGGGGUCUGCUGCCCAAAAGUACCGGCGGUUUAUGAUUUAUGUUCAUUCCAAAGGAAUGGUAGUAGAUGAUGAAUAUGUCAUUGUAGGAUCUGCCAAUAUCAAUGACAGAUCAUUGGAUGGUUCAAGAGACACAGAGAUAGCUAUGGGUGCAUAUCAGCCACAUCACACAUGGGCUGAGAAGAGACACCCGCAUGGUCAGAUAUAUGGAUAUAGGAUGUCUCUCUGGGCUGAACACCUAGGGAUGGUAGAUGACCUCUUCGAGGAGCCUCACAGUUUGGAUUGUGUAAACUAUGUGAAUAAAUUGGCUCGUGAGAACUGGGAGACAUACGUAGCUGAGGAAGUUAAACCGCUGCGUGGCCACCUUCUCAAGUACCCAAUCUCGGUAGAUGCCAAUGGGAAGGUGGGUCCUUUGCCUGGACAUGAGAAUUUUCCUGAUGUUGGUGGUAAGAUACUUGGGACUCCCUCCUCCCUUCCAGAUGCUCUGACCACAUAGUGUGCAAUCAUUUUCUUGUUCAUAUGUGUUUGA
Telopea speciosissima is the source of this 1569-nucleotide messenger RNA. Its product is annotated as phospholipase D delta-like. Gene Ontology annotation, biological process: phospholipid catabolic process. Gene Ontology annotation, cellular component: plasma membrane. The transcript is spliced from 8 exons. Lineage: Eukaryota; Viridiplantae; Streptophyta; Magnoliopsida; Proteales; Proteaceae. The record is from RefSeq and is a predicted model, not a curated record. Gene Ontology annotation, molecular function: D-type glycerophospholipase activity. The coding region runs from base 1 to 1536 and encodes 511 amino acids.